Messenger RNA from Trematosphaeria pertusa, 1401 nucleotides. RefSeq names its product cytochrome protein. The record is from RefSeq and is a predicted model, not a curated record. Gene Ontology annotation, molecular function: iron ion binding; oxidoreductase activity, acting on paired donors, with incorporation or reduction of molecular oxygen; monooxygenase activity. Bases 1 to 1401 code for a protein of 466 amino acids. Lineage: Eukaryota; Fungi; Ascomycota; Dothideomycetes; Pleosporales; Trematosphaeriaceae. The transcript has 2 exons.
AUGUCCAGAGAUUUCCCAGAAACUGAUGGGCUCUUCUACGCGGACGUGUGGCCCUUUAUCAACCCGCUCUUGAUUGUAACCUCGCCAGUAUAUGCUGUUCAAGCCUGCCAAAAGCAGGAUCUGGACAAACCCGCGGACCUGGUAUCGUUCCUGCAUCCCAUCACAGGCGGAAACACUAUCUUCACGAGCAACGGCGACGAGUGGAAGAAGGCGCGCGCUGUGUUCUCGUCAGGCUUCAACUCGGCCUAUAUCUUGAAUCAGACAGAGCACAUUGUUCAAGAGGCGGAGGCAUAUGUCAACGUAUUGGAGGAGCACGCUCGGACCGGCGACAUCUUCCUCCUGGAUGACGUACACGUGAAAUACACCAUGAACAUCAGUGGUAUCUUAACGCUGAACAAGAGAUUAGAUGCCUUGAGGUCCACGGAUCCCUUCGUGUCAGCGAUGAGGAACAACAUCGAGUGGCACUACAUCGGCGAGCUGAAGAGUCCAGUCGUUCGCUGGAGCCCGCUUAUCCGAAUAUUGUCAUGGUACAACAGUCGCGUAAUGAAUGGCUAUAUCGAAAAGGUUCUUGACCAGCGCUACAAGGACUGGAGAGAAGGCAUGGUGACGGCCCAAACCCAUCGUUCCGGCAUCGAUCUGCUGCUCGCCGAAUAUAUCAGCUCGCGCAAGGACAAAGCUGGCCAGACUCUCGAACCUAGCUUCAAGAAGUGGGCGAUUCCGCAGCUGAGACUAUUGUUCUUCGUCGGUCAUGAUUCCACCUCCGCAACCAUUUCCUACUCCUGCUUCCUGCUCUCUAAGCAUCCGGAAAUCCUGGAGAAGCUCCGGGCCGAGCAUGAUGAAGUGUUUGGCAAAGAUCUCGCCGCACUUCCCAAGUUACUAAAGGAUAACCCACAACUCCUUAACAAACUCAGCUACACGAUAGCCGUCAUUAAAGAAGUCCUACGCCUCUACCCUCCUGCAGCAGGCUUCCGCCUCGGUCAGCCUAACGUCUACCUCCAGGAUGCUCAAGGCAACAAGUACCCAACUGAAGGCUGCAGAAUCUACAUCAUACACCAAGCCCUUCAUCGCAACCCCAAGUACUGGAAAGACCCGGAUGCCUUUAUUCCGGAGAGAUUUCUCGUCAGCCCUGAGGAUCCUCUUUACCCCGUCCGCGGCGCGUAUCGUCCUUUUGAGCACGGUCUAAGGAACUGCCUAGGACAGACCCUUUCUAUGCUGGACUUGAGGAUUACUCUUGCCAUGGUUGUGAGACGGUUUGAUUUCAAGGUGGCGUAUGGUGAGUGGGAUCAGCUGAAUGGCAGAGCGGGGACGAAGACGUUCCAGGGUAGGAGAGAGUAUCAAAUCGGCGAUGGAGGCGCGCAUCCGGCAGAUGGGAUGCCAUCUCGCGUGUUCUUGCGGAAGUGA